This is a messenger RNA of Trichogramma pretiosum, 3744 nucleotides long. Its product is annotated as nose resistant to fluoxetine protein 6-like. Lineage: Eukaryota; Metazoa; Arthropoda; Insecta; Hymenoptera; Trichogrammatidae. The record is from RefSeq and is a predicted model, not a curated record. The transcript is spliced from 11 exons. Bases 432 to 2777 code for a protein of 781 amino acids. Gene Ontology annotation, molecular function: acyltransferase activity, transferring groups other than amino-acyl groups.
GCUUCUAUCUCGCCGCGCGCCACCGACGCCACCGCCGCCUCCGUCGCAGCGCAUACAGAGCCACAUUUAUACGGCAUUUACACAGACCGCGGCCGCACUCAUAAUAGUUCUGCGCCCGCGGCUUAUUCCUUCUCCUCUUCUUCUUCUUCGCGUCGUCCUCGCUGUCAUUUCUGAUUUUUUCACCGCUCGAAUCAUUGACGCUUGAUUCGCCGCUCGAGGACGACCCGUUCUUCUUUCAAAAUAAAUCUAACGAUUCGAGUUUUGAACGCCGACCGCGCCAAAAUUCACCGGCGAGUGAGAGAAAACUGACUUGCUUCGUGUAAAAAAAAAGGACAAUGUGCACAAGUGACGUUUGAAGGGAGGAAAAGCCGAAAAGUUGUAAGAGAAAAACUCGGACGCGCGCACAAUCGUUACUGUAAUCCAAGGAAAAAAUGACUUUCUCCGGGGGCAUGAUUUUGGUCUUGGUCACCAGCGGCGUGUUGAUGACAGGAGGAGCUCGAGGAGGCUCGAGCGAAGGAGUCACGGUACCUCGGCCCGAGGCUACCCUGCUCGAAUUGCUAUCGAGGCCAUUCGCCCCGACCGAGGGUGCGUCCCAAGAGUGCAUCAGGGAUAGCAAGAUUUACUUCGCAGAACUGCGCAAUUAUAAUCCUUGGGCUUUGCAAAUGUUUGAUGCUUCGGCGAAAAUGCCUCCUGGAGUCAUAACUGGUAACGUUCAACAAUUAGGAAACUACGACGAAUGCCUCCAGAUUAAAACCGACCAGACGUUCAAAGCUCAAGCUUGCAGUGCUUCUGUGCAAUUUGAAAUAUUGAAAGGGCCUAAAGUUUCGCGAGACUUGGAUAUGAAAGAUCUACUCAUUCAAGUUGCCAAGGCAUCGAAUUUGAAAGAGGACCUAAAUUUUUCGGUGAAUUACGAAUGGAUGUGGUGCGUACCUUCAAGCUGCAACUAUUCCGAGAUUUCGGAAGCUCUCGAGCUUGCGCUCGACCCGCUCAAAGUCGACGGGCGUUUGGAUUUUGCGGUCGAUCUCAAUUCUCAUUCCUGCCACACCGAUGUAACAGAUCAAAAUAUGUACGAUUUCUUCGAUUGGACUUACAUAGGAGUCUUGCUGGUAUUCGCGGCGAUCAUUAUAGCCAGUACCGCUUACGAUCUGCAUAAGAAAUACAAAGACGAGGACUCAAAGCGCAAAGAUACAAAACAUCAGCUGUUGACGGCAUUUUCACUCCACACGAAUGGUCAAAAGCUCCUGAGCACUAAGCGAUCUGGCGACACGAUACCGUGUUUGGACGGACUUCGCUAUCUCAGUAUCUGCUGGAUCAUAUACGGGCACACUUUUUACUUGGAAGUCGUUGGAGUUAAACUCGCCAAGAAUCAUGUUAUAAAGAUGCACGAAGAUUGGAGCUCGCUGCUCAUUCUGAAUGGCAACAUCGUCACAGAUACGUUUUUCUUGCUCAGUGGAAUUCUAUUGGCAUACACUUUAAUGGCCAAAAAAGGCAAGGACGGCACUCCAACUUUCAGCGUAAUAAAUCUUUACUUGAAUCGCUACUUGAGAUUGACACCAGCUUACGCGAUUAUCGUGGGCUUUUACGCGACCUUGUUUGAAAAAUUGGGCUCUGGCCCGAAAUGGGACACCUGGGUGAACUCCAGCAAAGAGAACUGCCGCGCCAAUUGGUGGAUAAAUCUUUUAUACGUCAACAAUUACGUUAACCUCGAAACCAUGUGCAUGUCGCAGAGUUGGUACUUGUCCGUUGACAUGCAAUUGCUUUGGAUCUCGCCGCUGUUUCUUUAUCCAAUGCUCAAGUGCAACAAGGCCGUUUACUUUUGGGUUGUCACUGGAACUGGUUUACUCGCCUCCAUUCUGAUUCCCUUUGGCAUCACUUACUUUUUAAAUUUGACCGGGACUAUGCUCUAUUACAAAAAUUUAAUGGACGUCACCAAUGUCUAUUUGCAAAUUUACACACGAGUCUAUACGAGAGCGGGGCCGUACAUAAUAGGACUGGCUUUCGGUUACAUUCUAUUUAAAACCAAAAACUAUAAAAUUAGAAUGAACAGAACAUGCGUGGCAUGUGGCUGGCUCGUCGCUACGGCGGUAGGACUCGCAGCUGUGCUCGGCCCACGCGCUAUGUAUUUCAACGAUUACCCGUACAACAAGUGGGAGGCCAGCUUUUACGCGGGUCUGCACAGGCACGUCUUCACCGGCGCCGUGGCUUGGAUUAUUUUCGCCUGCAUCAACGGUUACGCCGGUCCGGUGAACACGUUUUUGUCGUGGCGCGUCUGGGUGCCCCUGUCGAAGCUCACCUACAGCGCCUACCUGACGCACUACAUCGUUCUGCUCUACAACAUCGGCAGCGCCCGCACCUCCGGCAAUCUCACGGGCUACAGCGUACUGCACACCUUCUUCGGCAAUCUCUGCCUCACCAUGUUCGUCUCGCUCUGUCUGAGCUGCUGCUUCGAGAUGCCCUUCAUGACCCUCGUCAGGCUCGCCUUGGUGCGUCGCGAUUCCACCGCGGAGCAUCACCAUCAUCACCAUCAUCAUCAUCAUCACGUCGGCUGCAGUCGUGGUCUGCAGGCCAAGCCGAGCAGCGAGCGAUUCUUCGGCUCGACCGAUUCCGGCGAGAGCAUUUACCGAUCGAGCGAGGAUUUGGCCAACACCGAGUCGGCGGCCAGCAGCGUCGACAGUGUCUACGCGAUCGGCAGCAGCAAUUUCAGCGUCGUCGUCGAGCCGAAGAAACUCGUCGAGGAGGAGGUGGACGCGCGAAAAAGUUACACCGACAUAGGCUAGAUUUUUUUUCACGCGUAGCUCGUCAAAGAUCGUCACGCACAAUGUUCUAUACGCGCUUCAAUUUUUUACCUGCGUUUUUAAGCUAUACGUUUCUGUGUGGUUGCUCGUGUUCAUAGUAUUAUUUAACUGCUGUUACGAUUUGAAAAAAGUCAAAAAGAUAUUACAAAAAAAAUGAGAUUCCUAUACGAUACGUUAAUGAUGAAUGAAUAUUGAACUUUGAAUAUUAAGCAUGUUGCGUGUGUGAGUGUGCAUCGUUUGAUAACAUUAGAGGUGAUUAUUAUUGAUAAAUUUUUGAAUUUGAUUCUCGCUGACACGCUGUAGAAGAAUAAAAUUUCAUAUUAACGCCUCCAAGAUUAUUCAUCGAAUAUUGAAUCAAAAUUUAUGAAUUCUUUGAAAGUCUUUAACAUUCCAAUAUUUGGGAUUACAAAAAAUUGUCUGCUGCACUGAAACAAAUUUUUCUACUCCAUCGUAGGCUUUCUGUGACAAGCUUUUUUUCAUGAUACAGGAAACGCAGUUUCUACGAUGCGGUAAAAAACAUUUUCCAGUGCAAAGAUUGAACGAAACACCAAAAUUAUAAAAGAGAAUUAUGUGUUCUGAAAAAAAGUAUUAAAUUUAAGUGUUAUUGUUAUUGUUAGAAUUACGAAUCAUUCGAUUAAGAUAAAAAUGUUAACUAAAGUUGAAAAUGUGACCAACUAUUUAAAAUUAAAAUUACAACAUUUUUGUAGAGAUACGUGGCAAAUAUCAACUCCUAAUUAAAAAAGGAAAAUGAUCUAGAUUUAUAUGAUGGAUAUUUAAGAAUUUAAAGUCUAAAUAAUGUGUUCAUUAGAAGUACGUAAGAAUAAACAGCAAAUGUACACAAUAUUUCAAGUAAAUAGGUAAAACUUUGAGUAGUUUUACAGUUUCUAUAAACUAUACAAAUAAAUGUUUUACAAAUUAUUACUCAUGUUAUUGUUACAUUGUACUUAGA